Dromaius novaehollandiae (emu) is the source of this 2305-nucleotide messenger RNA. RefSeq names its product axoneme-associated protein mst101(2)-like. The record is from RefSeq and is a predicted model, not a curated record. The coding region runs from base 1 to 2277 and encodes 758 amino acids. NCBI's taxonomy places the organism in Eukaryota, Metazoa, Chordata, Aves, Casuariiformes, Dromaiidae. The transcript is spliced from 2 exons.
AUGAGGCCGAGCCCUAAGGAGCCGGAGCUGAGCUGCGAGGAGCCCCCGCUGUGCUCCCAGCAGGCUCCCAAGGAGGCCCAGAGCCAGGCGGGCGCAGCAAAAAAAGGGAAAGGAGAAACAACAAAAAAAGGGAAAGGAGAAACAACCAAAAAAAGGGAAAGGAGAAACAACAAAAAAAAAGGGAAAGGAGAAACAACCAAAAAAAGGGAAAGGAGAAACAACCAAAAAAGGGAAAGGAGAAACAACAAAAAAAAGGGAAAGGAGAAACAACAAAAAAAGGGAGAGGAGAAACAACAAAAAAAUGGAAAGGAGAAACAACAAAAAAAGGGAAAGGAGAAACAACAAAAAAAGGGAAAGGAGAAACAACAAAAAAAAGGGAAAGGAGAAACAACCAAAAAAAGGGAAAGGAGAAACAACAAAAAAAGGAAAGAAAAAACAACAAAAAAGGGAAAGGAAAAAAGAAAAAAGGGAAAGGAGAAACAACCAAAGAAAGGGAAAGGAGAAACAACCAAAAAAAGGGAAAGGAGAAACAACCAAAAAAAGGGAAAGGAGAAACAACAAAAAAAGGAAAGGAAAAAGAACAAAAAAGGGAAAGGAAAAAAGAAAAAAAGGGAAAGGAGAAACAACAAAAAAAAGGGAAAGGAGAAACAACAAAAAAAAGGGAAAGGAGAAACAACAAAAAAAGGGAAAGGAGAAACAACCAAAAAAAGGGAAAGGAGAAACAACCAAAAAAGGGAAAGGAGAAACAACAAAAAAAAGGGAAAGGAGAAACAACAAAAAAGGAAAGAAAAAAGAACAAAAAAAGGGAAAGGAGAAACAACAAAAAAAAGGGAAAGGAGAAACAACAAAAAAAAGGGAAAGGAGAAACAACAAAAAAGGGAAAGGAGAAACAACAAAAAAAGGGAAAGGAGAAACAGCAAAAAAAGGGAAAGGAGAAACAACAAAAAAAGGGAAAGGAGAAACAACAAAAAAAGGGAAAGGAGAAACAACAAAAAAAAGGGAAAGGAGAAACAACCAAAAAAAGGGAAAGGAGAAACAACCAAAAAAAGGGAAAGGAGAAACAACCAAAAAAAGGGAGAGGAGAAACAACAAAAAAGGGGAAAGGAGAAACAACAAAAAAAAGGGAAAGGAGAAACAACCAAAAAAAGGGAAAGGAGAAACAACAAAAAAAGGGAAAGGAGAAACAACAAAAAAAAGGGAAAGGAGAAACAACCAAAAAAAGGGAAAGGAGAAACAACAAAAAAAGGGGAAAGGAGAAACAACAAAAAAAGGGAAAGGAGAAACAACAAAAAAAGGGGAAAGGACAAACAACAAAAAAAGGGAAAGGAGAAAGAAAAAAGGGAGAGGAGAAACAACAAAAAAGGGAAAGGAGAAACAACAAAAAAAGGGAAAGGAGAAACAACAAAAAAAAGGGAAAGGAGAAACAACAAAAAAGGAAAGGAAAAAGAACAAAAAAAGGAAGGAAAAAGAACAAAAAAAGGGAGAGGAGAAACAACAAAAAAAAGGGAAAGGAGAAACAACAAAAGGGAAGGAGAAACAACAAAAAAAGGGAAAGGAGAAACAACCAAAAAAAGGGAAAGGAGAAACAACCAAAAAAGGGAAAGGAAAAAGAAGGAAAAAGGGAAAGGAAAAAGAACAAAAAAAGGGAAGGAAAAAAAAGGAAGGAAAAAGAACAAAAGGGAAAGGAAGGAAAAACAACACAAAAAAAUGGAAAGGAAAAAGAAAAAAAGGGAAAGGAAAAAGAAAAUAGGGAAAGGAAAAAGAACAAAAAAGGGAAAGGAAAAAGAACAAAAAAAAGGGAAAGGAAAAAGAACAAAAAAAGGGAAAGGAGAAACAGCAAAAAAAAAGGGAAAGGAGAAACAACAAAAAAAAGGGAAAGGAGAAACAACAAAAAAAAAGGGAAAGGAGAAACAACAAAAAAAGGAAGGAGAAACAACCAAAAAAAGGAAGGAAAAACAACACAAAAAAAAGGAAGGAGAAACAACACAAAAAAAAGGAAAGGAGAAACAACCAAAAAAAGGGAAAGGAGAAACAACCAAAAAAAGGGAAAGGAAAAAAAACAAAAAAAGGGAAAGGAGAAACAACCAAAAAAAGGAAGUGCAGGGCGUUUCAGGAGAGGCCCAGCACCACCACGAGCCACCCCAGGCACCGGCUCGGCCGUGCCCACCCCGCCGGGCGCCCCGCGGCCCCCCACGCUCAGCGCUGGGGCUGCGGCACAGACACCGCGGCCCUGCCGCAGCCUCCCCGGGCAGAGCUGCCCCGCGGGGCUCGGCCUGAGCCCGGCAGCAGCCUCGGGGAAGGCAGA